AAUGAACACAAACAGCUGGAGGAGGAGAGAGACCGCUGCAGAGGUUUGACAGAGACUGAUGUUUGAGAGAGAUUCCUGCAGAUGUUGGAGAAAGACUGCAGCAGAUGUUUGAGAGAUUGCACGUUUUUAAUAGCGAGCUCGGGUGGAUGCAUGUGCAUGUCUUACUGUAGAUGGCAGCAGUGCGUCUAAAGUGGCGAAACAAGAGAGGAAGAAGAAGAAAAUAAACUUUUACCGGAACAGCGCGCACGUUGGAUUGUUGCCCGCAGAGAGAUGCAGAGUGCUGGAGGCAGAGCGGAUCAGGCUCAUCCUCUGUUUGGAGGAGGACUGUCAGCUGUCAUCCCGCACAGCUGUACAGAUGUCAGUGAGCUGAGGGAGAUCCCGGAUAACCAGGAGGUGUUCGCCCAUGCACACACCGACCAGAGCCUGAUCGUGGAGCUGGUGGAGUACCAGGAUCAGGUGGCAAACCAGGAUGCUGCCAGGUAUCACUUUGAAGACAUCGCAGGCAGUAAUAAAGCUUUAGAUCCUGGUGCCUUUGAGGUGACCAGUGUUGUACCCCUGCCAAAGUCUGAGCUGUCCCUGUCGGAGUGCAGCUCCGCCUGGAGGCUCACCGGCACACAGUGUGUAUCCAAGUUCAACGAAGAGGCCAGGAAUACAGUGACCCUUCACCUCGGUCUGUUCCGUCUGCCGCAGUUCUCCACAGAUGUCCUGAUAACCUUCAAUGACCCGCAGAGCAUCAGCCCUGACAGCAGCAGUGCAGCCGCAAUGGGGACGCACAGAGAGCCAUGGACCGUGCAGGACUUCCAGUGCUUGUUGCAGUCUCUGACUCUGCACAACCCAGGACUGUUUGGGUAGAACAAGUGCUGCUUUCUCAGUGUGGGACUUCACCUGCUUAGUCUUUAUCUAUAACACAGGCACAUUAAAACAAACUAGAUCCACUAGAAAUGUUUUGGGAACACAAAUGCUUUAGAUGGACCUCCUCUGAGCGGUGGAUGAAUAGAAACACUUCUGAUCUACUUUUUCAUGUUGACAUUGUUCUGGCUACUAAAAUGAACUGAGAGCCAAAUGUUAAUGGGUUCUUUGUCAUAAUAAAUGUUUUGGAUGAAAAAUCUUGGACUUCUGUAUACUGCCUGAGAAAGAUUUAUUGGCAGGUUAAAAGUUUUCAAUAGUAAGCCUGCACUGUUUGGA
Messenger RNA from Scomber scombrus (Atlantic mackerel), 1185 nucleotides. RefSeq names its product RAN guanine nucleotide release factor (gene rangrf). The record is from RefSeq and is a predicted model, not a curated record. The coding region runs from base 271 to 852 and encodes 193 amino acids. The transcript has 3 exons. Gene Ontology annotation, biological process: regulation of sodium ion transmembrane transporter activity; heart contraction; protein import into nucleus. NCBI's taxonomy places the organism in Eukaryota, Metazoa, Chordata, Actinopteri, Scombriformes, Scombridae. Gene Ontology annotation, molecular function: guanyl-nucleotide exchange factor activity; small GTPase binding; transmembrane transporter binding. Gene Ontology annotation, cellular component: nucleus.